UUUACAAUUUCCUAGGCAUUUCGUAGUAUACUUUUGCGAUAGCAGGUGAAAAUAUGCCAAGAUUUUCUGAAAAAAAAAAUGAAAUAAAUUGAAAGAUACUUCCGUACUUUUUCUGGAACCCAUUUUGGAAGGCCUUGGACUUCCUGUCGGUCUGCUUGGUUCCUCAAUCAAGUAAUGGACUUAACUAAAAAAACACCCAUGUGAUAUUAGGUCUCAAAAUUGCUCUUCCGUUCCCCUUUCCUUUGUGCACUCUUAAUCAAAUUGAAAUUGGUAAUGGCGUUCACCAUCAAAUUGGACUGGAUAAGGAGAAUCCUUAAUUCGUGCGUAUCCAGACAAAACCGACUAAUGCAUGAGCCUAACAAGCCUCGAAUCAGCAAUCAGGGACCCUUGAGGCGCCUGAUGCGACUGAUCAGGAACCACUCGGGAUCUGCCUCGGGAGGAUCCAUUCGCGGGGAGUAUCCUCGCAGGAUGGGAAGGAGUAAGCCGAGGCCAGAGAACAAGACACCUCCGUUCACCGGACGACCAACACCUUUCAGGGUCAACACAUCCCCAGCCCAUGAGCUAAGGAUUCACCCCUUGGCCAGGACACAGGAAAAGAAGGUAAGAAAGCACAAUCCCCGGCAGUCCUUGGAGAAAUCUGCCUCGAUAAAAGCACACAGUGCGCAGAGAAGAGGGGAGCAACUGCCGAGGACUCUGCGCACCCAGGAGCCAGGUGCCAUCGCCAGAACCAGAUCGCCAAUACCGGAAAGGAAGAUCCAGAAGACGAGCCAAAGGGAGCAGGGAGCCAGCUUGAGCCAGGGAAACGCACUCAGGGAUCGCAGGAUGCCCUCGCAGGAGGCGAUCGAUUCGAUGAGGACCAGGAACAUGGAGCGGAUAGUGCGCGGAUCGCAGGCCAGGAUGUUGAACGAGCGGGUGAAGGAGCUCUUCGAGAAACAGCCGGAAAAGGAUUGCCUCGUUUCGCAUCCGAAAACUGAAGUGAAACGGAGCAAUGAGGAGGACACGGCUAUGGUGGAACUGCUUCGGAUGGCCAUUUCCCUGGGUCACUUGAAACUCGAUAAGGACUCUGGGGUGAAGGACUUGCGAGUCUCCAGGCUGCUGACCAAGCUGGACUGCAGUGGCCUGCGUCCCUGCCACAGCUCCAUGGACUCCCUUGCCACGGAUCACAUCAGUGACUCGCUGCGAUCCUCCCACGCUUACCACAUGCGCAUUCGCAGUGCCAAGAUCCAGACUCCCGGGGAAUUGCGAAAACCGAAGCCCAAGAGAACGUACUUCCAGGAAAUAACCGCGAAUCUCAUCAAGGACGAGCAGAGACGUCUGAAUACAUUGAGAGCCGAGAAAGUGCAGCUGAAGAUCAUACAGGAUGAGUUAAAAUCUGAGAACCUUGCCAGGACUUCAAGGGAAUUCAAAUGCAACUCUUCGAUUGUUGAUCCCAAAUCCUGUCUUACAAAAGUCCUUGCUAAGAAUGAGAUUCUGUCGGUUAUUCCGGGCAAUAAUUUCUCACUAGACGCCAUCGAAAAUCCAGAGCUUCAGCCGGAAACUUCAAAGUCCUUGCCAAAGAAACAGAGGAAUCCCUCCAAUAAAUGACCUUAGGAACUGCUGCCACAUUAAGUCGCAUACUUGCAAAUGUUAACUCAAAACAAAUAUCUUAUAUUGUAAAAAGGAGCCAGUGAAGCUAUUGUAAUUUUAUUAGGAAAUCAGAUUUUUAGGCUCCAAAAAUGUAAUAAAAUAGAUUCAAGCCAGUAAUGGCCUUAAAAAAUAAAUACAUUACAUAGAUAA
Molecule: messenger RNA, 1776 nt
Organism: Drosophila ficusphila
Lineage: Eukaryota; Metazoa; Arthropoda; Insecta; Diptera; Drosophilidae
Exons: 3
Coding region: 274-1584 (436 amino acids)
Source: RefSeq, a predicted model, not a curated record